Messenger RNA from Penicillium mononematosum, 1356 nucleotides. Its product is annotated as transcriptional regulator SPT3. Lineage: Eukaryota; Fungi; Ascomycota; Eurotiomycetes; Eurotiales; Aspergillaceae. Gene Ontology annotation, cellular component: SAGA complex. The transcript is spliced from 3 exons. The record is from RefSeq and is a predicted model, not a curated record. The coding region runs from base 1 to 1356 and encodes 451 amino acids. Gene Ontology annotation, molecular function: transcription coregulator activity; protein heterodimerization activity. Gene Ontology annotation, biological process: transcription by RNA polymerase II.
AUGUCUUUUCCGAACCUGGACGCCGGAUCAAUCGUUGAGCUCUGGGCGCCGGGUAGCGAAGAGCUUGCGCGAAACAAAGAACUGAUGCAGAGCCGUUAUGAUGAUUAUGACGAGACCCAUCCGACCUUAACUGAUCUUGAUAUGGCCUCCCCUGUCAAUGCUCCUUGGGAAGAUUCAGACUCGGGCGUGGAUUUCCCUGACGAUAUUUCCAUGCAUUCUGUUGGAGAUGUCACUGAUGCGCAUCAAGAUCAUCUAUCGGACGAUUCUGAGUCAGACUUCUUUUCCAUGGGAGAGUACUUUUACGAGUAUUACACCGAGAUCCAUGGUCCUGAAGGAUUGCCUGGCCUUCGGGUUCACUUGCUUUCCACCCACAUCUUCAAGUCGUUCACUUUCGCGACCAGCCCCGAAACCAUUAGCGAGAGCCAGGAAGAUCAUGGGAUGGAGAAGGAAAACAUAUUUGAAGGCUCAUUUACUAACGACAAUAUUAAGAUGAUGUUUGUCUCCGGAGAAAACAGCAGAGCCCUUACCCGCAGUACUGCAUUGGCAACCCGCCGCGGAGUUCGCUCGAUCUCUACUGACGACCUAAUUUUCCUGAUUCGCCACGAUAAGGCCAAGGUAUCCCGUCUGCGAACCUUCCUGUCCUGGAAGGACGUCCGUAAGAAUGUCAAGGACUCGGACGACAAGGGUGGUGGUGACGCGGCCGACUUCGCUGCCGCCGACGACGCGGCUGGUGUUGUUGCAGGGCCCCAAGACGUGGCCCCCAAGCCCAAGAAUAAGCGCGCCAAGGUCGGACUUGCAUGGGAUGUCAACAGCUUCUUCUCAGUCCAGGUCCCCGAACGUGAGGACGAAGAAGAUGAAGAGGAGGAGGAGCAGAACUACGCGACGCUCCAGCGUCUUGCUGCCGCCGAUGAACGCACCCGCCACAUGACAAAGGAGGAGUAUGUAUUCUGGUCCGAGUGUCGCCAGGCUUCCUUUACCUACCGCAAGAGCAAGCGUUUCCGCGAGUGGGCAGGCUUCGGCGUCGUGACCGAAUCCAAGCCGAACGAUGACAUCGUCGACAUCCUCGGAUUCCUCACCUUUGAGAUUGUCCAGACCCUGACCGAGGAGGCACUCAAAGUCAAGGAGCGCGAAGACGAUGAGAAGCACCGUCGCGGUGGCGCCGAAGCUGGUGAGAACCUCAAGAAGCGGAAGCGCGAGACCGGCCUGUUCGACCCGCCCGAGGAGGGCCGCACUCCCAUCGAGCCGCGGCACGUUCGCGAGGCCUUCCGCAAGCUGCAAGCUACUCCCCAGAGGUCCAUCGCUAUGCUGCUGCACAAUGGCCGUGUUCCUUUCCGCCACGGUCUUGCUUUGAUUUAA